AUGUCGGGUCGUGUCGUUCUUAAGCCUCGCAAAAGUCAGCCAGGUGCUGUGACUGCCCUUUUUGCUUCGACUUUGCUUAAAACGCAUCUUCUCCCACUUAUUCAUCAGGCAUCAACCAGCUUGUCGUUGAGCCAUGCAAAAAUGGAUCAGUUGGUCAACUUGUCGGAACGCUUUUCCACCUCCGCUCCACCAGAUACUCUCUUGGCAGCUAGCAUUUCUACCCUGACUCAGAAGUUGCAGCCGGAAGUGGUGGCCAUUAGUUCCUUUUUGCAACGGUUAUCUGGCGUGUCAGUUCAAGUUCAACAUGAGUUGGCAGGUCGCCCGCAGGUCUGUAAGCACGUCAAGGCUCUAGUUGCCUCUCAGGAGGCACGCCUAGCUGACUUGUCACGCCGGUUAAGGGACUUUAUGGAAGCUAAUAGGACUAUCAUCUCAGGUCAACUCCCAGAUUCCCCCAAAUAUGAUGCUCCUUCGAGUCCAUCGAUUACUUCAUCUCCAGUUUCUCGUCCGUCGCUCACGACACGAUCUUCAAAACAAUUCUAUGAGAAGCCUAAAGUAACGGUUUAUUCCAUUUUACCGUCUGCAUGA
Hydatigera taeniaeformis is the source of this 585-nucleotide messenger RNA. The record is from the annotation of a GenBank genome assembly. NCBI's taxonomy places the organism in Eukaryota, Metazoa, Platyhelminthes, Cestoda, Cyclophyllidea, Taeniidae.